UUGGCCCCACCUACUUGCGUCCGCUAUAAAGCCCCUCGCAUUGCCGCCCUUCCCCCCCCACCGUCGGCGAAGGCAGGCAACCGGGAGCGAGAUGUCGUCUAGAUCGGCUAUGGUUUUGGGUUACUGGGACAUCCGCGGGCUGGCGCAUGCCAUCCGCAUGCUCCUGGAGUUCACGGAUACCGCCUAUGAAGAGAAACGGUACACCUGCGGAGGAGCUCCCGACUAUGAUAAAAGCCAGUGGCUGGAUGUGAAAUUCAAACUAGACCUGGACUUUCCUAACCUGCCCUAUCUCAUGGACGGUAAGAACAGGAUCACCCAGAGCAAUGCCAUCUUGCGCUACAUCGCCCGCAAGCACAAUAUGUGUGGUGAGACUGAAGAAGAAAAGAUCCGCGUGGACAUCAUGGAGAACCAAAUAAUGGAUUUUCGCAUGCAGUUGGUACAACUCUGCUACAACCCUGACCACGAAAAACUGAAGCCUCAGUACUUGGAACAGCUACCUGGACAACUGAAACAGUUCUCCUUGUUCCUGGGGAAAUACUCAUGGUUUGCAGGGGACAAGGUCACCUUUGUGGAUUUCCUCACCUAUGAUGUCUUAGAUCAAAACCGUAUCUUUGAGCCCAGGUGCCUGGAUGAAUUUCCAAAUCUGAAGGCUUUCAUGUGCCGUUUUGAGGCUUUGGAGAAAAUAGCUGCCUACAUGCAGUCUGACCGCUUCAUUAAGAUGCCUAUCAACAACAAGAUGGCCCAGUGGGGCAACAAGAGACUGUGCUGAGCAGCAGGCAGACUUGCACUGUUUGUUUUGUCCCAUCCCGUCCCUAGGGGAUCUGUACUCUCUCUUCUCUGCUCUUUCCAAUAAAUAACACUUAAGGCUA
Molecule: messenger RNA, 869 nt
Organism: Hippopotamus amphibius kiboko
Lineage: Eukaryota; Metazoa; Chordata; Mammalia; Artiodactyla; Hippopotamidae
Gene: GSTM3
Product: glutathione S-transferase mu 3
Exons: 8
Coding region: 92-769 (225 amino acids)
Biological process (GO): glutathione metabolic process
Molecular function (GO): glutathione transferase activity
Source: RefSeq, a predicted model, not a curated record